Molecule: messenger RNA, 2558 nt
Organism: Pelodiscus sinensis (Chinese soft-shelled turtle)
Lineage: Eukaryota; Metazoa; Chordata; Testudines; Trionychidae
Source: RefSeq, a predicted model, not a curated record
CACUGCUUUGCCUGCAGACAGGAUUGACUGAGAACCAAAAAGAGCUGAAUCCAGCAAAUAUCAACCAGCAAGACAUAGGCUUGUUCCUAACAGAAAGCAUGUCUGAUAUAGACAUUGAGAAGUUAGCCGAAAUAGAAUUACAGAAAGAUGAGGCAGAACAUGCAAUAAUGGAAGAGCAAAAGACCUCCACACCAACAGCAAAUGAAGACACUGAACUAAAUAUGAAUCAUCCAUACUAUGAUGUUGCAAGGCAUGGCAUUGUGCAGUUAGCAGGUGAUGACAAUUCUGGGAGGAAGGUGAUUACUUUCAGUUGCUGUCGUAUGCCACCUUCCCAUCAGCUCAAUCACAGCAGACUACUAGAAUACUUGAAGUAUACACUGGACCAGUAUGUGGAGAAUGAUUACACCCUCGUCUACUUUCACUAUGGCUUGAACAGUCGGAAUAAACCUUCUCUGACCUGGCUACAAAGUGCCUAUAAAGAAUUUGACAGGAAGUAUAAGAAAAAUCUUAAAGCGCUCUAUGUUAUACAUCCAACCAACUUCAUAAAAAUUCUAUGGAACAUUUUUAAACCUCUCAUAAGUCAUAAGUUUGGGAAAAAGAUCACCUAUUUGAACUAUUUAAGUGACCUGAGAGAGCAUCUCAAAUAUGACCAGCUUAAUAUCCCUGAAGAUGUUAUUCGACAUGAUGAAAAUCUUCGGGGUAAACGGAAGGGAAUACCUCCACCUUCAGCUAAGAUUCCUCCACCAAGACCUCCUCUUCCUACCCAGCAAUUUGGGGUCAGCCUACAAUAUCUCAAGGACAAAAAUAAAGGCCAAGUAAUCCCGCAAGUAAUGAAGCAAACUGUGUCCUAUCUGAAAAAUAAAGGACUCCAAGUAGAAGGCCUGUUCAGAAGGUCAGCCAGCAUCCAAACUAUUAAAGAUGUUCAGAAACUCUAUAAUCAGGGCAAGCCUGUGAAUUUUGAUGACUAUGGGGAACUCCCACAGCCUUUGCUAACCUUCGAAUCUUACGAUCAAAUCCUUGCAAUCACCAAUGUGAAAAGCUGUUUACGAGUGACGAGCUGUAAACAAGUAAUCCAAGGACUUCCUGAGUACAAUUAUGUGCUUCUGAAAUACCUGAUAUGCUUCCUUCAUAUGGUAUCCCAGGAGAGUAUUUAUAACAAAAUGACUGCAUCGAACCUAGCCUGUGUCUUUGGGUUGAAUUUAAUCUGGCCACCUAAAGGUACUUCUUCGCUGAGUGCUCUGAUUCCUUUAAAUCUCUUCACUGAAUUACUGAUCGAUUUCUACCCCAAAAUCUUCAGUUCACGAACAGUACUGGGUGAGAUCUUACCUUAAUGCUCAGAAAAAGAGGAAGAGAAAUAUGCCUACCUAUGCAAAAAAAAAAAAAAAAUCUCCACAUAUAAACCUGUGAGAAUUUACUAUAUACAGGACUUUGCAGAAAGAAGCAUAUUUCAUAUUAUAUAACAGAAGCAAAAUCCUUUUCUUUCUCUUGCAUCACCAUGAUUUUCCAAAUAUCAAAGAUGUUAGGGGAAAUAUGUAUACUGAUACUUCUUUGUAUUUGGUGUGUAUAAAACAUCAGGUUAAAAUAACAUGAACUUUCCUCUUUUCAUAGUCUUUAGCAAUUUUUAAAUAUUUAUUGGUUUAAAAAUUCAUCACAGUUCCUUUCAGCAUCUAGAGGUUUCCUUUUAUGUUUGGGGUUCUUUCCCCGAGGGUGAUGCUAAGUCAUCACUUGGGCCAUAACUUCCGAACCAUCUUCCGCCUUCUUGCAAAAGGGCUGUCUGGGCAAUUUUUUCCUCUUGAAGAAGUUUCCUCUGAGGGCUUCAAAUAUAUACAAAUUCUAGAUCCUUUUUGCAGAAUUCCAGGCAUUCAUUGCCACACACAAAUGUGUGAGUACUUAUGUCUGCAUUACCACAAAAACCAAAGUAUUUGCUUGUGUCAUUUAGAUUAUGCAUACAUCUGGCUCUUUGUGCUUUUAAAUAUCUAAUAUGCCUGUCCAAACGUUACAGCUGCACAUGCAAACUGAGUGGAAGAUGAUGCACACACUCUUCAACUUUUAAAAUCAAGUCAUUUGUGUUUUUAUCUUUAAGGAAUUUCUGUUUGUAUCAGUAUAAUGUUAAUACAUAAUAUGAAUAAACAUUGUUUGAAAAAGGCAUUAAAUGUUUUCAUUAUUUGCUAUAUUCUGUUCAUGCUUUAUGAGUUGUUAGAAAUCUGCUCGUAAAAUCAAUCCCUCUCCUCCACAUCCUAAAAACAGAGAAAGAAAGUCUCAGCCCAACACCCUGAGCCCUGUAAAGUAAUCUCCAUGGCAUCUUUAUAAAUCUAUGUAUUUUCUCUCUACAUACUUAUAUUUGACUACCAUUAAGUUAUGUUCCCUCAAUGCCUGCUACUGAUCAUUAGUACUACAGGAUAGGGACGUUAUCGUAACAGCAAAAAAGACUGAACUAGUGGUGACCAAAGUGAACACUGUUUUCCCCUAUGAGGAGUUACGUUAGUUUGAACCAAGGGGUUUGAUUCAAACUAACGCAUCCCGGAACGCACUUCCUGGUUCGAAUCAACUGGCAAGCG